UUGAAAACAAACUGCUGAAUGGGCGUUGGCAUACGAUGUUACAAACUAAAAGUUGGAGUUACUGAUAAACACUGAUUAUAACCAGAUAACUGAUCGCCUUCUAUACGAUAACAAAUUUGAUUCAAUAUAGGACACAAAAGAUAAAAAAAAUACGUAUUUCAUACGGACGACGCGUGUGUGUGUAUCAUCAUUGUUAUUAUUCGGUUUUUCUUAAUUACUAUUCAAUUUAAAAAAAUUAAUUAAAUUAAAACAGUAAAAUUAUAAUGUCAGUUUCUAGAAGCAACAGUUUUAAUUCAUGUUUUCGUAUCGAACAACGCCUAAAGCUUACAAUUUGAUUAUGGUGACUCAUGCGAAAAGAAAAUUAAAAAAAUCAUAUUAAAUUCGAUUAUUGACUUAUUAUGUUCUCGAAAGUGUUUUUAUUUUCAUUGUCGUGUGUCAGUGUAGCUUCGCAGUCUAAUAAGGAUUUAUACAAUGGACAGUUUAAUGCGUAUUAUAACAAACAAGACCAAAACAAGGAAUACAGGGUCCCUAGUCCUGGCGACACUGAUUACAGGACCUACAUAUACAAUAACAGACGUUAUGGGACGGACCCGACGAGGUCCAACCCUUACAACCCUAAUAUAAACCAACCAGGAGGAUUUCCUUACAACCCCAUCAACACUAACCCCCUGGAUGAGCAGUUUAAAUAUAACACUAAUCGGGACCCAAAUAAUCCGGAUGCACUGUUCCCUGGUGUCCUUGGAGGAUGGAGAGAAGAUCUGCAGGGCAGAGAGCGAAGGGAUUCAAGGCAGUUGAAACGGGAUAUAUUUGUUACCACUAGCUAUGGACAAGUACAGGGCUUUAAGGUAUAUCUAUAUGAUAACCCAGAUCCUGAUUCAGGCUACCGACCCUGGCUGACACCAGUUGAAAGGAUACAAGGAGAAGUCUCUGUAUUCCUUGGGAUACCUUAUGCAAGACCUCCAGUCUUAGAGGGUAGAUUCAAGCCUCCACGACAACAUCCUGGCUGGCAGUUAAUCCAAGCAGUGGACUGGGGUCCAGCAUGUCCCCAGCCUGUUCGCUUCACCGGAGCCACUAAAGGCAUAAGGGACAUGGAUGAAGAUUGCCUUUACUUGAAUAUAUUCUCGCCAAACUCGGAGGCAGGCUCCACUGCACAGCGAUACCCGGUGAUGAUCUACAUCCACGGAGGCCAGUUCAUGUCGGGCGCAUCCAACCUGUUUCCGGCGCACAUGAUGGCGGCCUUUUAUAACGUGGUCGUCGUCAGCUUAAAUUAUAGACUCGGAGCUUUGGGCUUCCUAUCGACCGCCGACGAGAACUCUCCCGGCAACUAUGGUAUCCUGGACCAGAUGAUGGCGCUCCGCUGGGUGUACGACAACAUAGCGGCGUUCAACGGGGACCCUGGCUCCAUUACUCUGUUUGGUCCCGGAGCCGGCGCGGCAUCAGCCGGUAUACUGGCAAUAGCUCCUCAGACUAGACAUGUGGUGGCGAGAGUCAUAGCACAGAGCGGAUCAGUGUUAGCGGAUUGGGCUAUGAUAGAAGACAAGUUCCGCGUGCAGAACACCUCCGUGGUGUUUGGCCGGAUGCUGGGCUGCCCCACCGACUCCUCCUGGAGGCUGCUCAACUGCCUCCGACAAGGGAGGAGCUUCUACGAACUUGGCAACGCAGAGUUUCAGCCGCAAGUCGGGUUCAUCCCCUGGGGCCCGUUCCUGGCCGAGAACGUGUCGCUCCCGGGCGACGAGUGGUACGAGGGGUGGCGCAGCCGGGACUGGGCCCUGCUGCCCGCCGCGCCGGCCGCCAUGCUGCAGGAGGGGCAGUUCAACCCGGCGCUGAGGUACAUGACGGGCGUCACUACGCAGGAGGCGGCCUACUAUCUGUACAACAACGAGUCGUUGGCGCCCACCUACGCGGUGUCGGAGCACUGGGUAGACGAGCGGGUGCGCGAGCUGGUGCGGCGCUACAACUACACGCUCAACCCGCGCGGCGUGUACGAGGCCGUGCGCUACAUGUACACGCACCACCCCGCGCCGCACUGCGCCGCCGCCGCGCGCGACCAGUACAUCCACCUCCUGUCGGACUUCCUGUACCGCGCGCCGACGGACCGGCUGGUGAAGCUGCUGCUGGGGCGGCGCGUGCCCGUGUACAUGUACGUGAUGAACACCACGGUGGAGGCAUUGCGGCUGGACGCGUGGAGACAGUACCCGCACGACAUAGAAUGGCUGUUCCUCACCGGAGCGCCCUUCAUGGACCAGGAGUUCUUCCCCAAUAAGUACCGGCUCGAGAGACAGGCUUGGACCAAUAACGACAGGAACAUGAGCCAUUUCUUCAUGAAGGCUUAUACGGAUUUCGCCAGGUUCGGAAAUCCAACCCGUUCUCGAAUCCUGGGCAUACACUUCGAAAUGGCCACCGAGGGCCAGCUGCGCUACCUGAACCUGAACACGACCUUCAAUUCGAGCAUCGAGCUCAACUACCGGCAGACGGAGCUGGCGUUCUGGACGGUCUACCUGCCCACCGUCAUAGGCAGGGUGCUCCCCACCUACCCGCCCAUCACCGAGUAUUGGUGGGAGCCGAAGCAGCCUCUACAGAUAGCCUUCUGGACGGUCUCCAGCGCCUGCCUUCUGCUGGUGGCAUUGCUAGUGGUGUGCUGCAUGCUGUGGAGGAACGCCAAGCGGGCGGCGCCUCCCAAGUGGAAAACGGUUCCUAUUCAAGAGAGCGACCGCUACUACGCGGACGACGUGUUCGUCGUGCCGGAAGCGGAAGACGUGGGCAUAGACAACACGAACAGGUCCAGGGACAACAUCUACGAGUACAGGGAUCUGCCGCUGAAGAGGCCGCACACUCCACAGACUAUAUCUAGAAGCUUGAGUCAACCUCAAACGAUGCAGUCGUCCAAUGCUCCGUCCGUGGCGUCGACCGGGUCGGCUCUGUCCCUGCGCGACUCCGUGUCCAGGGAGCCGCAGCCGCGGACGACAAUGGUCAGAGGGAUCCCACAAACCACCGUGUGAAUUGGCAUAAUGAUCGGAAACCCUUUGCAACAAUAAUUUGUAAGAUCUGUGCCUCCAGCGAAAUCGUAGCUUAAUGGGAAUUGUAAUUGUGAACGUAAAAAUCCAUUCAACGAAAAUCCCGAAGGAAUUUAAAUCAAUAAACUUCUUUCACUAGCGCCGCAGAUCUGUGCCUAGACUGAAUCGAUUUUCAUAGUCUAGUGUAAUAUUGGUUGAUUACAUUUAAAUAAUGUGGAAAUUAUAGUAUUAGGUAUAGUAGUUUACGGUAGGCAGCUGCUUGGCUAUGCCCCUGGCAUUGCUGAAGUUCAUGACAGUAGCCACUCAUCAGGUGGGCCGAAUGCUCGUCUCUAGGGCAAUAAAAAAUAUAAAAAAUAAAGAUUACGCGGAAGUGUAUAAUCGAUUAAUGGAUGUCCGGACUACCGACCUACCUCAUUACCUUCAUUUAACAAUUCUCAAUCUUCAAACAUCGUUGUAUUAUUGAGAAUACUUCACUUUGAGCCAACAAUUACUCUUUUUUUAUGUUACUAUUUUACACAUUGCCUUCCGUGCGUACACCAACUUUGUUGACGGGGUGCCGAUAGUGAUAAUAAUAACUGGGAACAAAUGACGCGCGGCAUCUAGCCCCAAUUGGUGAUUCCCUGCGUUAUAGAGACCAGACAUACUUAUAUAUGUUUAUAUAAAUAGAUAAUAAAUACCCAGACGAAGAAAAAACAAACCAGUUCAUCACACAAUGUUUGCCUGAUGUGGGAAUCGAACCCACGACCAGUACAACGGCCCAACGGUCAGACUACUGCUCCACCGAGUCGGUCAAUAGAU
Messenger RNA from Bombyx mandarina (wild silkworm), 3812 nucleotides. It is a transcript of the gene Gli, whose product is annotated as carboxyl ester lipase-like protein Gli. Lineage: Eukaryota; Metazoa; Arthropoda; Insecta; Lepidoptera; Bombycidae. The record is from RefSeq and is a predicted model, not a curated record.